CCUCCCCUUCCCAAUCCUUCUUCGCCCUCAACUCAACCCCGACCUCAAUUCCAUUCUCCCCAAUAUAAAAGAAGAAAUACAGACAGCGACAAUGGCCCCAAAACGCACCGCCACACCAGCAACAACAGGCCCCGUCCCCGCGCCCUCACCACCUACCAUGCCCUCCGCAUCAUCCUCCUCCGCACCCGCAGCAUCCUCCUCCCUCUCCUCCGGCCCCAAAACCCUCACCCAGAACUCCUCUAUCUACGACAUCGCCCACACAGUCUGGCAGCAGUAUUUGGCUACUACGCCGCAGCGCACAAUGCUGCUUGAUGCGUUCAUGGGAUUCUUGGUGCUGGUUGGUGGUGUGCAGUUCGUUUAUUGUGUUGUUGGGGGGAAUUAUCCGUUCAACGCCUUCCUGAGUGGUUUCUGUGCCGCUGUAGGACAGUUUGUUCUUACGGCUAGUUUGAGGAUGCAGACUAGUGCUGCUACUUCUUCUUCUUCGACUGGGGGAGUUGGUGGUGGUGGUUCGAAAGGGAAGGGUGGGAAGAAGGUUGUCAAGGGGGAUGCUGGGGAGGAGGGGAGUGGUGUUUCGGCUGAGAGGGCAUUCGCGGAUUAUGUCUUUGGGAGUCUGAUUCUGCAUUUCUUUUGUAUUAACUUUAUUAACUAGAUGCUAUCGGGUCUGUGGUAUUCAUGGAUGUGGAUAUGGAUAUGGAGCUGGGUCAAGAGAUGUGAUGGAUGGAAGGAUGGAAAUGGUGACAAGGGAGGAGAGGAUAGGAUAAGAUAGGAUAGGACGGGUGCAUGCAGGCUGUUUCCCUGGUGGAUUAGCCUUGUCCGGUCUGGUUCCUAUCCCAGUGGGUGAAGGUAAAAUAAGUCGAGGAUCUGUUAUUGCGUUAUGUUAGCUAGCUAUUACUAUUUAUACCUGUGUAUCAAUGUAUCGAUUCUACUGUUCACGCCUGGCUUC
This is a messenger RNA of Aspergillus vadensis CBS 113365, 943 nucleotides long. Its product is annotated as putative oligosaccharyl transferase subunit Dad1. The transcript has 3 exons. The coding region runs from base 92 to 649 and encodes 185 amino acids. Gene Ontology annotation, cellular component: oligosaccharyltransferase complex; membrane. The record is from RefSeq and is a predicted model, not a curated record. Gene Ontology annotation, biological process: protein N-linked glycosylation. NCBI's taxonomy places the organism in Eukaryota, Fungi, Ascomycota, Eurotiomycetes, Eurotiales, Aspergillaceae.